Pieris macdunnoughi is the source of this 945-nucleotide messenger RNA. NCBI's taxonomy places the organism in Eukaryota, Metazoa, Arthropoda, Insecta, Lepidoptera, Pieridae. The record is from the annotation of a GenBank genome assembly.
AUGAAUCGAGCCUGUAAUUUGCUAACAAACAUUAUUGCGGUUAUAAUAUUAUCCAGCACGGGAACAAUAAUCAUGGGAAACAAUAUUUACGAUUGGAAAAUCAUAGAAACAUUGGCAGAGAGGCAUCCAUACAUUGUGGCUUUAUUGAAUAACACAAAGAAUUAUGCAUGCACAGGGGUUAUAAUAGAUCAUCGUUCUAUUUUGACGUCUGGAGCCUGUGUACACCCCGAGCCUUUGUACGUUGCAGUUGGAAGCGCCAUAGCAGGUCAAAGGACAAACGACAAUAACAUCUUCAAAAUUGCGUAUACAAAAGCACACGAAGAUUUCUUUUUCGAAUUAGGGAGGAAUUAUAACGUCACACGUAUGCACAGCAACAUCGCUCUCGUUUUUACUGUGAAGCCUGUCUUAUUGUACUUUUGUGAGAGCGCAAUUUUGGGGAACUACUUUGAAUCGGAAUUGAAGGAUAAAAAACUAUCUACUACGGGGUACGGUGAGCUUAGGAACGCGUUGACAGUAUUACAACACCAACGGUACAGGCAGGUAGCGUGUACAAACCCAAAAUGGUAUUACUGCAUUUGUGGGAUAGAAUCGUCUGUGGAUACGACAUACGAUCUAUAUUUCGGCGAAGGUGGGCCAGUGUUUUAUGGUGAUGAAGUAAUUGGUAUAUCAUCAUUUCCGUCCGGUUUAAUGAGACUGAAAGAUGACGUCAGGUACAACGUGUUCACAGUUAUAAGCCCGUAUUUAGAAUGGAUAAAAAAGCAACAGAGGAAUGAAUUUCCUGAAUUUCGACACAAUGGAUAUAAUAAAUGUAAACACAAUGUUCAUGUUGUAUUUUUAAUCGCUAUUAAAUUAAUUUUGUGGAAAUAUUGUGCCAGUUAUUACUUUAAUAACAUAUCCUAUCUCUUUAUGUAUAUGUCGCAGCCAACUAGCUUAAUCAGCCGUUAA